Molecule: messenger RNA, 1408 nt
Organism: Gaeumannomyces tritici R3-111a-1
Lineage: Eukaryota; Fungi; Ascomycota; Sordariomycetes; Magnaporthales; Magnaporthaceae
Exons: 4
Coding region: 198-923 (241 amino acids)
Molecular function (GO): oxidoreductase activity, acting on the CH-OH group of donors, NAD or NADP as acceptor
Source: RefSeq, a predicted model, not a curated record
AAAAUUGCAAGCAGCAGAAUAAAAGAGACCGUCGCCAGGAAGGCGUACUGCGUAUUGGAUUUGGCAACCCGCGUAUCUUGGCAAGUACUGCAUAUUUGGGUCCAUUGAUGCAUUUAUCCCACCACACGUGAUCGCCAGGGGAAACAACACCAACAUUUACCUGCCAGGUACCAAAAAAAGAAAAGAAAAAAAAAGACAUGGCCGCCGUCACCCAAAAGCUGGCCGGCAAGCUCGCCGUCAUCACCGGCGGCGGCUCCGGCAUCGGCCGCGCCGUCGCCAAGCGCUUCGCCGCCGACGGCGCCAGCUGCGUCCUCGUCGGGAGGAGUUCCAUCAAGCUCCGCGAGACCGUUCUGGCUCUCGAGCGGCCCGCCGACCACUCCAUCUGCACCGGCGACGUCACCAAGCCCGAGCUGUGGGACAAGCUGGCCCUCCACUUUAGAGACAUGGCAAUACUGGUCAACGCGGCCGGCAUCUCGCAAAACAGGCUCAUCAUCAGGUUGCAGCCCGAGACCAUAGACGCCGUCAUCGACACGAACCUCAAGGGCACCAUCCUGGGCUGCAAGGCUGCCGCCACCGCCAUGAUCAAGUACAAGAAGGGCUGCAUCAUCAACGUGUCCAGCAUUCUCGGCGUCCAGGGCGGCCGUGGAGCGUCAGCUUAUGCCGCUUCCAAGGCCGGCGUUCUCGGCCUCACACGAUCCCUCGCUGCCGAGCUUGGCGGCGCCAACAUCCGUGUCAACGCCAUCAUACCAGGCUUUGUGAGCGGCACGGGAAUGACACCAGAAAUCGGCGAUAAAGUCAACUCCAUCCCACUCCGUCGCAUGGGGACGCCAGAGGAAAUCGCAGACGCCGCUGCCUUUCUCGCCACCAACGAGUACGCGAGCAAUUGUAUGCUCAACAUCGACGGUGGCUACAGCGCCGUGUAGGGUCGAGUCGGGUAAUGCAUAAAAAUAAGAGAAGGACGCCCGACACGAGAGAGAGAGAGGCCGCGAGGCCGCGCUCAAGGUUCGGAUAGGUCAGUCAAGCACGAUGAUCCCCGCUGCUGUGGCUUUGUCGGGGGUGUCGUCGAUGAGGAUUUCGUCCCCGCCAGUCUUGGCCUUCUUCGGAUCUCGAGAAUCGGUGUCAUCCUCGUGAGGGCGUUUGAUGCCCUGAGAAGUCGGCGAGGCCCCGGAGACAUCUUGUUUGGUCGUACCAUUGGACAUGGCCACUCCAUUCGUCUCGGGUUCAGGCGACUUCUUCGGCUUCUUGGGGAUUUCUGGCUUCUUGUCGAGCCAGAGACCCUGAACGGGCUUCCCGCCUUCAGGCGCGCUGUGAUAAUCAAAGGGAAUGGUUAGAAUAGGAUUGGGUUUCACGGCAAAGAAAGAAAAAACACUUACCCUUCUUGAAUGCUGAUGACAACAUUGACGAACGG